AUGAACGAAGCACCACCCAGUCCACUGGGUGACGCUGCUGUUGAUGAUGAAACUCGCAAACGGCACAAGGGAGACGAGGAACGCCGCAAGCAUCGUUCUUCCCGCGAAGGAAAGAGCAGCAGUGACGCCAAUAAUGGCGAGCAAAGCAGGAAGAGCGGUGAGAGACGCUCAUCGAACCGCAAAGAAAAAAGUCGCGAUCAAAAAACACGUGUUAGAGCCAUGAAGGACCGAUCGGAAGCCAUGGCCGACGGAUCCAAUUUGUCGCAUGGCACAAAAUCCAUCAAAGACGAUUCCCAUGGCAGCGUGGAGGGUGACGUCAUGAACCGAUCCAAUAUGGAUGAUUCUGGCUUGUCCAAUGGCGAGCGUCGUCGAAGAAGACGUCCUCGAGAAGGAGGUUCACGAGAAAAUUCUCAUGAUUCUUCUGCUCCUGCUCCUCCGAGAGAGAGUAGUAGUAAAGACCAUCAUCAUCGAAGACGAGGCAACAGCAAACCACCCCCACCUCGUACAUCGUCUCGCGACACCGAAGACAGCAAUAAUGACAAUACUACAACAGAAGGAGGAGAAAGGUCUCAUCGACGCAGCAAAGAAUCCACUCCUCGUCGACGAGUUCCCGAGCGAACUCGAUCGGCGCGACGCACUCCCAGCGAUGGAGGACAGCGUCGCACGGUAGAACGAACCAGGAGUGCCAGUUCCGUGGGGGAUUUUGGUCGCCCCGAACGAACGCGCAGUGACGACGAAAAUCGAAACCGAUCUCCUACUCGAAAUAACAAUGCUCGCCGCGCGGUCCUGGAACAGCGAUUGGCAGAAAAAGAUGAACGCCGUCGCACGGCCACGAGAGGAGGAAAAGACUCUGGAUCGAACAGCGGCAAUGCUGGCCUGGACGAAUCCGUGGUGGAACGCCGUCGACGUCGCAAGGAAGCGCAAGAAGAUACUACUAAUUCACCACGCAGAAUUCCCUCGUCUGGAACUACUACUCGCCGCGGCAUGGACCACAGUGACAAUUCGCACGAUGUUGUGAAAUCUGGUGGCAUGAACGAUUAUUCCGAGCCCAAUCAUCGAGCGCGAUCGCGGCGAGACGCGCAACGUCCCGGAUUUCGCCGUACGCGUACCGUCGAUGGAGUGGAUAAUCAUCAGCGUCGUCGUGGCGACGACAAUACUGAAACGCCCAGUGUCAUUUUGGAAGACGAGCAAUCGUUCGAAACCGCCCUUCCCAUGCCAGGUCUCCGGCGUGCCCGAACCGAAGAAGACAUUCCCAAGUCGUCUCUUGCCACUCAGGCAUGGGUCAAUGCCGUCGAUUCGCGCAGUCCCAACAAUUUCCUGUACGGUGCCAGCAAUGAUGAUGACGAUGAAAGUGAAGAGGAAGACUUUUUCAAGAGCCCCAACAAUCCAUAUCUGAAUGGCGGCAACAACAACAACAACCUGAACCCCAUGGCAUCCAUGGACAGUUCCUCUUCCAGUAUCAUGAGUGACCUAUCGCAACAAAGCAUGGCCGAUGACUCGGAACGAACCAACAAAAAGAGUCGCAAACUCAAGAAAAUAUUGCCCAAGAAAAUCCGACAUGCGUUCAAGGGAUCCAAGAGCAAGAGCAGCGAUACCACUGACUUAUUGGAUGACAGUGAGUUUACCUACGAUUUGGAUGACUAA
This is a messenger RNA of Seminavis robusta, 1644 nucleotides long. Lineage: Eukaryota; Bacillariophyta; Bacillariophyceae; Naviculales; Naviculaceae. The record is from the annotation of a GenBank genome assembly.